This is a messenger RNA of Trichoderma citrinoviride, 2781 nucleotides long. Its product is annotated as DNA repair rad4-like protein. Gene Ontology annotation, cellular component: nucleotide-excision repair factor 2 complex; XPC complex; nucleus. The record is from RefSeq and is a predicted model, not a curated record. The transcript is spliced from 4 exons. Gene Ontology annotation, molecular function: damaged DNA binding; single-stranded DNA binding. Gene Ontology annotation, biological process: mismatch repair; nucleotide-excision repair. The coding region runs from base 1 to 2781 and encodes 926 amino acids. Lineage: Eukaryota; Fungi; Ascomycota; Sordariomycetes; Hypocreales; Hypocreaceae.
AUGCCUCCAUAUGUCCCUCGCAAAAGGUUAAGAGCCUUGUCACCAGAGGACGUGGCUACUCCCGACAAGACCGUUGGCGAGGCGAAUUCGCUGCUUCACGAUCUCGGAGGAAGCGGUGAUAGCGACAGUCCGCUUUCUUCAUUAUCAGAUAGCGACUUUGAAGAUGUCCCUCUCGCCAAGCGGCAGAGAACAGAUGAUUCUGAUGCCCUGGAUGACGAUGAUGACGAUGACGACGACAUCGAGUUUGAGGAUGUAGAGGCCCCGCCGCAAUUCGCACCAGAUGCGCCGGUGCCGUCCGGCGACCUCGAAUUGACUCUCAUCCGGGACAAUCGGAUAUCCUUGACGAACCAAUUCGACAAAAAAGGACCUUCAAAGCGAGAGCGGAUGGUUCGGAAUGCGACGCAUUGCGUCCAUGUUCUCUGUCUUCUAUGGCACAAUGCAGUCCGGAACUCUUGGAUAUGCGACCCCGAGGUUCAGGCAAUCAUGGUUUCCCAUGUUCCGCCCAGGAUGUGGGAUGAGGUUGAUCGCUGGAGGCAAAACAGCGGCUUGGUGAAAAGGCCGCCACCACCACCACCGCCCAAGAAACCUGCAAAGAAGAAGGGCGCGAAGCAAGAGUCCCGAGAUUGGGGCGAAGACGCCAAGAGACUGGAAGAUGGGGCCAUAGACAUGAGCCACGGUGAUCCUCUGUUUCGACUUAUGAAGUCAUUAGUCGCCUGGUGGAAGCAACGAUUUCGAGUUACGGCUCCUGGUCUCCGGAAAUGGGGCUACAUGUCGCUCGAACGGCUGGAUAGGCUAACAAAAGCAUACAAGGAACACGAAGCAGAUGACGAAGAGUUUGGGGAGAUGAUAGAGAGCAUAGAGGGAUUUCGGCAAUGCGCUACCGAGUGCAGGGGGAGUAGAGAUGUUGGUGCUCAACUGUUGACUGCGCUGCUUCGGGGCUUGGGCAUGGAUGCUCGGAUGGUUGCCAGUCUGCAGCCACUAGGCUUUGGAUGGAAUAAGCUUGAAGACGCGGAUCCCGAGGAUAAUGAAAACCAACAGGCCACGCCGGCUAAAACUACCAACAAGAAGGCCACUGGGAAGAAGUCGGAGAAAGAGCAGUUACCCGAAGCCACUCAAGAGUCUGAAGAUGACUUGGAGCCUGAAUUCAAAGAUACAGACGACGAAUCUGUCGAUAUGACACUCACCACGCCGACCAAGUCUUUGCAUACGAAAAAGUUUGACAAAGACCUCGAGUUCCCACACUACUGGACAGAGGUUUUAUCACCGGUUACCAAGAAAUACCUCUCAGUCGAUCCCAUCGUCAAGGGCACAGUUGCAACGAAUCGAGAUCUCAUCGAGACGUUUGAACCUCGUGGCGCCAAAGCGGAUAGAGCCAGGCAGGUUAUUGCUUAUGUCGUGGGCUAUUCGAAAGAUGGCACCGCCAAAGACGUGACGGUCAGAUAUCUGAAGAGGCAAGUUCUUCCAGGGCGCACUAAGGGUGUCCGAAUGCCACCGGUCAAGAUGCCAGUCUACAAUCGUCAUGGCAAGGUUAAGCGCUACGAAAUGGCAGACUGGUUCAAAACAGCCAUGUCCGGCUACAGGCGUGGAAGCAAGGAUCAUCCUUUGACAGAAGUCGACCAAGUAGAAGACCUUACAGACCUGAGGCCUGCAAAGGCGGAAAAGAAGGAGGUCAAGGAGGGCGAGGAGACGCUACAAUACUACAAACAGUCCAAAGAACUCGCCCUAGAGAGGCAUCUCAAACGCGAGGAAGCGCUGAGACCUGGUGCCAAACCGGUCAAGGUGUUCAAGAACAAAGGGAAAGGUGGCAAAGUGGACGAGGAAGAUGUGUAUCUUCGGUCCGACGUUGUGCUGGUCAAGAGCGCAGAAACCUGGCACAAGCAAGGCCGCGCUCCGCUUGCUGGCGAAGAGCCGCUGAAGAGAGUGCCAUAUCGCGCUGCCACUCUCAACCGGAAGAGGGAGAUUUUGGAAGCCGAGGCAAUGACUGGCCAAAAGGUGCUCCAAGGACUGUACAGCUUCGAUCAAACAGACUGGAUCAUACCACCACCUAUCAAGGAUGGUGUCAUUCCGAAGAAUGAAUACGGGAAUAUUGACCUGUUUGCCGAGCAUAUGUGUCCUGAAGGCGCCGUACAUGUCCCCUUCAGAGGUGUUGGCAAAGUUUGCAAGAGGCUCGGCAUCGACUACGCAGAGGCCGUAGUAGACUUUGAGUUUGGCCAUCGCAUGGCUGUCCCCGUCAUCCAGGGAGUCGUUAUCGCCAAAGAGCAUCAUGAUAGAGUGAUGGCAGAACUGGAAAAGGACGAAGCGGAGCGCGUACGGAAAGAAGACGAGAAACGGCGCAAGGCAGCACUGGGGAUGUGGCGAAAGUUUAUCAUGGGGAUGCGCAUCGUGGAGAGAAUUCGGCAAGAAUACGGCGAGAUUGAUGAGAGUGUCUCUGUCUUUGGCCAUGCACGAGGAGGGGCUCCGGCCGGCAGCGCGCCCAAGGUUCACGACGAAGAACUCGCCGGGGGGUUUCUCCCCGAAGAUUAUGAAGAAGAUGACGAAGACGACCGAGGACACGAGACAUCAAACUUCUUCCCCGCUCUUGAUGAGGAUGAUCAGGGUGGGGAUGGAGAUUUGGUGAUGGAAGAUGGCCGUGAUGAGAGUGUUGAGGACACUCACAUUGAGGCUCAAGCGGAAAGUUCUUCCAAACCUCGCAAUUCUUCAACGAGAUCCAGAAAGACUCGAACAACACGAAGAACGAGACAAACCGUCAUUGACGAUGAUGACGAGGAAUAUGGCGACUAA